CUGCCCCAGUCGACUUUUCUCCAACGAACGCGCAUACACACACUCACUCAAACACAAACGCAUUACUUAACAGUUUCCGCCUUCUAUUUUUUUUGUGAGAAAUCAUCAUUCGUCUCGUGCAAGAAGAAGAAAAGGCAGAUGGGGAUUUUGGAUUACGUUACAGACGUCUGUGAGCUGUCUCACGGCCGCAGCAGCAGGAGGAAGCUCAAGAAGCUCAAACAACUUCAGACCGUGGAGAUCAAGGUGAAGAUGGACUGUGGGGGAUGCGAGCGUCGGGUUCGAAAAUCAGUGGAAGGGAUGAGAGGAGUGACCAAGGUGGAGGUGGAGCCUAAGCAGAGCAAGCUCACGGUGAUCGGGUACGUGGACCCGAAUAAGGUCCUGCGCCGGGUCCAGUAUCGCACGGGCAAGGUGGCCACCUUCUGGCCCUACGUGCCCUACGAUCUUGUGGACCAUCCAUACGCCCCGGGGGCAUACGACAGGAAGGCUCCUCCCGGGUAUGUGCGGAACGUGAUCCAGGACCCGCAGGCAUCUUCACUCGCCCGUGCUAGCUCAUUCGAAGUCAAGUACACGACCGCGUUCAGUGAUGAAAAUACUAAUGCCUGUUCGGUCAUGUGAUUCGGAAUUAAGUACUCAAGAGAAAAUGUGUAAUGUAUUUGUAUUGUAGAUCUGGCAUACGGUAAACAAAGUGGUUACUAAAUCUUGUGAUGUGCUUAUGUAAAUUAAUUUGGGUUACCAAGCAGCAAAGAAUUUUCAUUUUUUUUUUGGUGUUGUAAAUUUUACGAAAUUAAUUUUUUUUUUAUAUUUA
Molecule: messenger RNA, 805 nt
Organism: Punica granatum (pomegranate)
Lineage: Eukaryota; Viridiplantae; Streptophyta; Magnoliopsida; Myrtales; Lythraceae
Source: RefSeq, a predicted model, not a curated record